Messenger RNA from Pteronotus mesoamericanus, 4674 nucleotides. RefSeq names its product collagen alpha-1(I) chain-like. The record is from RefSeq and is a predicted model, not a curated record. Lineage: Eukaryota; Metazoa; Chordata; Mammalia; Chiroptera; Mormoopidae. The coding region runs from base 1 to 4674 and encodes 1557 amino acids. The transcript is spliced from 3 exons.
AUGGUUCUGCCCCACCAGGAAGGACAUUCUGGCCUUGACAGUGAAGUUGACAGAGGCAGUGCCGGGCCCCUCAGUAGAGGGCUUCUCAGCUUGGCUGCUGGGCAGAGAGUCCCCAUCACAUAUCAGAAAGUCCACCCCCAAGGCAGCUGCGAGGUCAUGACCUUUGUUUCUUUUCCUUACAGCCCCAAGAGAGUCAAGGUGUGCAGCAAAAAGACACCCGUGGAUGCCCAAGCCCUGAAAAAGAAGGUCAGCAAGGUGACCUGCGACCCAGCCGUCCGCGCCAUCCUCGGCAGUCUGCUGCUCUACAUCACCAGCCACAAAGACGGGCCCCAGCGGCCGCCACCCACUAAAAGGGAAGAGUGUGGGGACAGCCAGGCGAGCCGAAAGCCAGAGCCCCAAGAUGCCAGCCGGCGGCCCACACGUUUUCAGCUCCUGCAGGCCAAGUUCAUGGGUACUGGCCGGGAGCCCUACCUCAAGAAGACUCGGGAGGUGGGAAGGCUGAUCUUCAAGGACAAGCAAGGCCCAGGCAAGAGUGUGGUGACUGCCACCAUCAACAAGCUCCUGGAGAAGACCCAGGAAGGGACCGGCACCUCGGCACGGGGCCAGGAGCCCCUCUGUGGUGACAAACCCCGGUGGGGCCUCCCCACUGGGAAAAACACCGUGAAAAACAUUCUGAAGAAGUUCUUGGCUGCAGAGGAGAAGGAGGCUGAGGAGAAGAGGCUUCGUGAGAUGCCUCCUGCCGAGCGGUCCAAAGCCCCCAGGGGCCUACUGCCAAAGAUUGUGGGCAAGAAGGGCUCGGUCCUAUCCAAACUGCGGGAGAAGUUUGAACAGAGCAGCUGUCUUUGCUCAGAGGCCAGCGUGCUGCUGAUCCACAUGGAAGAGCGAAAGAAAAAGAACCUGCAGAGGAAGAAGAUGCACCGGCCUGAAGCCCGUGUGCUCUGCACGGCCACCAUGGCCAGCAGCUGCAUCAGGAUGCCCCUGGCCCACUUUCUGGCCUGCUCCGCGGAGCCCAUGCUGGCCUUCAGCAUCGCCACCAUCGUCUGUGGCCCCAGGAGCUGGCUGUCCCACUGCGCCAAAAUCAGACACUCGGACCUGAGGCGCAUGCCCCCAAAAGAAACAGGCAGGUCCCUCAAUGCGGAGGAGAUGGUACCCGGUGGGAACAAAACACCAGGAAAGGAGCUGCCUCAUGAGGAGCCCGCACAGCCCUUGAUACUGCAGGCCAUGCCUCCCAGCCUGAAAACAGCAUCCCUGAGUGCAGGGCCUCAGUGUACCCCUGAGCCAGCCGCCUCUCCUGCCUCCCAAAGAGGUGAAGCCCUUCCUGGCCUGGAACCCAAGUUAUCCUCACUUGGAUCAGCCAGCCCAGGGCACCCCGGGGUCUCGGGAGGUGACAGGAUGGGGGGCCCCCAGGCAGGGAACACCACAGAUGAUAACCAGGGGGUGAAGGAGGCAAUGGCAGGCCCCCAUUCUGGACCUGCAGGUGAGGGAGCAGAGGAGGCCCCUCAAGUAGACCUGAUGGUUUGCAGUUCAGAGGAUGAAAUGGAAAGGGUGAUUUCAGACUCAGAGCAAGACCUUCUCUUUGCUGUCCAGAAGAAUUUCCCAGAACCGACAGUGGCAGAACACAUCCCACCGCUCAACACGCCCACUGCCCAGGCUGCCCGGAGCACACAGUUGGCCUUCGAGCCUCCGCAGGUAACUGUCAGGCUUCCGGUUGUCCACGAACUGCCACUCCUUCCUGUCAUGCUACAAAAGACGUCAGAUAGUGAAGGCCCACAGUCUCGCGUGCUGGGAGGAGAGAGUGUGGUUGCAAACGCACGAGCACUAUUUCCCACUACAACAGAGAGUAAAAGCACCAGCGUGUCCACAAUAGGAGUGAACGAGUCUGCGGGGGCGCCCAGGGGACUCAGCACCCCUCCUCAGCCGGACUCGCAGGCAGACCUAAGUCUCACACCUCCCAGGGGUGCCGUCAGCAUCGAUCGUGACAUCCCAGAGGCAGCCCCGGCGCUGAAACCACAGGCAAGUCCCACUGGAGGAAAGGAAGACCGAGGCAGCUUUGGGAAUUCAAAGGAACUUAAGAAUCAUGAGAACAUUUCAGGAGAGGGUGUUCCUGAGCUCAGUUAUAAGAAGUAUAACCUGCCAGAAGCAGAGGAAAUGCCCAUCUGCGACAAAGGCACCUCCUCCCGUCACUCCAUGGCUUCGGAAAAUCGUCUGAGAGGGGAUGGCCACUCUGCCCCUGGCAGUCGGCAAGUGCCACCUCCCAAUGGGGGAAACUCAGCGGGCAUCCCAACACUGCUGGUGGCACCGAGCCAGGAUUGGACAAGGCCUGAGCAUGUGACUACCAUCGAGAAGAACAUCCUGAGUGAGCAAGCGGAAUGCAGGGGGCCACCACUACCUGAGUCCGCCCAGCCCCUACCUGUGGCUGAAGGGAGGGCCAGCCAUGGUCUUGGCGAGAAUAGACCAGUCUCCUUAAAUGAAAGCACAGAACCAAGAAUCAAAGCCCCCAGACGGGAAACAGCUACAGAGGUCACCAAGAGUCACCCAGCACCAGCCCCAGGUAAUGCCCUGAACCCUGAAAACAAUACUCAUGAAAAGUGGGACAUUUUGCACGAGGGAGGAUGCAGCUCCUCACCAACAGGUCGCAGUCUUAUAGCAGAGGAUCUUGGUCAUGAACCCACUGGCUACCUCUUUUUGUCACCAGAUGGGUUCUUGAAGCAUCCCAGCAGCAGAGCUACAGAGAACCACGUCUGCAAAGGCUUGGAACAGAACCUGCCUGUGACCUUGGAGUCACUGACCACUGUCCCACAGGAAGCCGCUGGUCCCCCACACAUGCCUGGUGAACCUGGAGUGGGGCUUUCAAAUAAAGUGGCAGCAAGCAAAGGGAAUGCCGUGGUAGGAAGCAGAAAUACUGUGGCUGCACAAGCAGGUCCUCAGGGGAAUAACACAAAGUCCCCAGUUCCAGCCUCAAGUCACCCCACGCUGCAGGGAAGCGGUGGAGAGGAGCUUCCAUGCCGCAACGUGGAUAAGCCACCAUCAUCCUCUGAGAAGAAACAGGCCGAGGAUGAGAAGCUUGUCACGUCUGAAAAGCUGCUUCCUGCCGGUGCCGGAGUUGCCCAUCAGUUUCCCUCGGUGCCAUUGACAGUAGAAGAAGAGCAGCAGGUAGUCAGGGCACCUCAGAAGUGUCCUGAUCUGCAGGCACCCCUGCCACCUGCAUCCUCCUGCACACAGGCAGGCAUCCUGGAGGAAACAGAGGGCAGGGAGAGGCCGUGGCCGCAGGCAGGCCUGGGGCGUGGAGAGGAGGGGGUGUCGGGCACUGUGGGGCCAAAGGGUCCUGGACAGAAGGGAGUAGCUCCUUCAGACCCAGAGGAAAUCAAGCCUGGGGAGAGGUCACGGCUGCAGGCAGUUCUGGGGGGUCGAGAGCAGGGGGUGUCAGGCACUGUGGGGCUAAAAGGUCCUGGACAGAAGGGAGUAGCUCCUUCAGACCCAGAGGAAAUCAAGCCUGGGGAGAGGUCACGGCUGCAGGCAGUUCUGGGGAAGGGAGUAGCUCCUUCAGACCCAGAGGAAAUCAAGCCUGGGGAGAGGUCGCGGCUGCAGGCAGUUCUGGGGGGUCGAGAGCAGGGGGUGUCAGGCACUGUGGGGCUAAAAGGUCCUGGACAGAAGGGAGUAGCUCCUUCAGACCCAGAGGAAAUCAAGCCUGGGGAGAGGUCACGGCUGCAGGCAGUUCUGGGGGGUGGAGAGGAGGGGGUGUCAGGCACUGUGGGGCUAAAAGGUCCUGGACAGAAGGGAGUAGCUCCUUCAGACCCAGAGGAAAUCAAGCCUGGGGAGAGGUCACGGCUGCAGGCAGUUCUGGGGGGUCGAGAGCAGGGGGUGUCAGGCACUGUGGGGCUAAAAGGUCCUGGACAGAAGGGAGUAGCUCCUUCAGACCCAGAGGAAAUCAAGCCUGGGGAGAGGUCACGGCUGCAGGCAGUUCUAGGGGGUGGAGAGGAGGGGGUGUCAGGCACCGUGGGGCCAAAGGGUCCUGGACAGAAAGAAGCACCUUCUUCAAGCCAGAAGACCUCGCUAUGUGUCUCUGAAGAGGCUCAGACACUCCACGGGAGUGACGCGGUGACCACUGAAGUGGAAACUCCCUCCCAACAUGCUGAGAAAGGCACCAAACAUCCCCCAGGGGAGUGGGUGUGGACUGCAGAGGACCCCUCAGAGCAACACGAUGUCCACACUGAAGAGAACCAAGCACCUCCCUUCCCAGAGAGGCUGGAGCACCUGGCACAGGCCCAAGCCGGAAGGAUGGCACCUCACAACUUGGUGCAGCCCACAGGCAACUCUACAGCAGUGGCAAGUGGGAAGUCCCAGAGCCCAGCCCCCAGGGGUGCCCAGGGGACACCCGGAGUGCCACAGAGGGAGGAAGAACACCAUCGUGAGGUGGCCAAGAGCCAGACAUCCUCCCGCCCUGACCAAGCACAGGGUCCUGAAGUGCUCACAGCCGAGCCUGGGAUCUGCCAGACCCCCGGUGCCCCAGCCCAGGUGGCACCCCCAGACAGCUCUGGGGAAGGGAGGAGCACACUGGAUCUCGAAUGUCAAAGAAGAUCAGCACAAUUUGCAAAGUACAAAGCCCAAAGCUUCAAAGACCAGAAGUCCUUUGAUUUGUCCUUUAGAAGGAAAAUUAUCAGGACCAAUCAAUGA